GUCCGUUCCAGUGAAAUCCCUUGCUCCCAUUUCCCGUUGGUGGGGAGAAAACAGACGGUCAAAAACAGACAGGAAAGCGCUUUCUCCUCUCGUCUCGGUUCUGUGGUUUCGCUUGCAACGGUUAAAACCGUCGGUCUUCAAAGGGGUUUUGGUAGGGUUUCUCUAAAUUGGGAAUAUAUAUAUCUCUUCAAUACUUGAAGAUAAGGGGAAGCAGAGCAAUGGGUUCUCUGAAAAGUGGAGUAGAAAGGGAACGAGACGAAGAAGAAGUGGAAGAGCCAAUACUGAUGCAACAGUCCCAGAGAUUUUGUAUGUUUCCCAUCAGAUACACCCAACUCUGGGAGAUGUACAAGAAGGCCGAAGCCAGUUUCUGGACAGCUGAGGAGGUUGAUCUCUCCCAGGAUAUGCGACACUGGGAAACUCUAACAGAUUCUGAGAAACACUUCAUAAGCCAUGUGCUUGCAUUCUUUGCUACAUCUGAUGGGAUUGUCUUGGAGAAUUUGGCAGCAAGAUUUUUAAAUGAUGUCCAAAUUCCAGAGGCUCGAGCAUUUUAUGGAUUUCAAAUAGCAAUGGAGAAUAUUCAUUCUGAGAUGUACAGCUUACUACUGGAGACAUAUAUCAAGGAUUCGAAGGAGAAGCAUCGAUUGUUUAAUGCCAUUGAGAACAUCCCUUGUGUUUCUAGGAAAGCAAAGUGGGCGUUGGAUUGGAUUCAAAGUUCCACUUCUUUCGUGGAGAGACUUGUUGCCUUUGCAUGCGUUGAAGGAAUAUUUUUCUCAGGAAGCUUCUGCGCCAUUUUUUGGCUAAAAAAGAGGGGGCUAAUGCCAGGCUUGACAUUCUCAAAUGAGCUUAUUUCGAGAGACGAGGGGCUCCAUUGUGACUAUGCUUGCCUUCUAUACAGCUUGUUGCGGAAGCAACUACACUGGCAGAAAGUUCAUGACAUUGUUCAUGAAGCUGUUGAGAUAGAGACCCAGUUUGUUUGUGAAGCCCUUCCUUGCGCUUUGAUUGGCAUGAACUCAAAACUCAUGAGCGAGUACAUAAAAUUUGUUGCUGACCGCCUAUUGGUUGCAUUGGGAUGCCAAAGGAAGUACAAUGUUGAAAACCCUUUUGAUUGGAUGGAGUUUAUUUCCUUGCAAGGAAAGGCAAAUUUCUUUGAAAGAAGAGUGGGCGAUUAUCAGAAGGCAUCUGUCAUGUCGGGUCUACAGGGCAGCGGAAAGGAGUACAUCUUCAAGCUGGACGAGGACUUCUAGCAUCAAAGUGUUUCAACUCCCCCAAGUAUUUUGAAGAUGCUGAGAUGCCAAAACUGCAAAUCAAAUUUUGUUACACUAUUCUGCAAGCAAUUUUAAGUUGUCAUUAUGGUCACAAGUGGUCAUGUCAAGCAACUUCAGCUCUCCUUUUGAUGUGAAAUUUUUUGUUAGAAUACUUUUGUCUCUAAGGUGUCAACUUUUAGGCCUUGUCCGGAUUGUGAAGGCAUUUUAUUUUAAUUAUAAAGCAGUUUACCUUGAGGUGGAAUCAUUCUGUUUCCACCCUGUUUA
This is a messenger RNA of Malania oleifera, 1529 nucleotides long. RefSeq names its product ribonucleoside-diphosphate reductase small chain A. The transcript is spliced from 9 exons. Gene Ontology annotation, molecular function: oxidoreductase activity. The coding region runs from base 219 to 1244 and encodes 341 amino acids. The record is from RefSeq and is a predicted model, not a curated record. Gene Ontology annotation, biological process: deoxyribonucleotide biosynthetic process. Lineage: Eukaryota; Viridiplantae; Streptophyta; Magnoliopsida; Santalales; Ximeniaceae.